This is a messenger RNA of Lodderomyces oxycetoniae, 969 nucleotides long. Its product is annotated as ribose phosphate diphosphokinase subunit. The coding region runs from base 1 to 969 and encodes 322 amino acids. Gene Ontology annotation, cellular component: cytoplasm; ribose phosphate diphosphokinase complex. The record is from RefSeq and is a predicted model, not a curated record. The transcript has a single exon. NCBI's taxonomy places the organism in Eukaryota, Fungi, Ascomycota, Pichiomycetes, Serinales, Debaryomycetaceae. Gene Ontology annotation, molecular function: ribose phosphate diphosphokinase activity; magnesium ion binding. Gene Ontology annotation, biological process: purine nucleotide biosynthetic process; 5-phosphoribose 1-diphosphate biosynthetic process; ribonucleoside monophosphate biosynthetic process.
AUGCAUGCACAUUUGGCCAAUUCCAUCAAGAUCCUAGCUGGUAACUCCCACGUGGACAUUUGUGAAAAAAUAGCGGCAAGGUUAGGCAUACCAAUAGCCAGUGUAGGAGCAUUUCAAUAUACAAAUACCGAGACAGCAGUAGCAAUUGGAGAGUCAUUACGUGAUGAAGAUGUUUACAUAAUACAAACUGGAUGUGGAGAAAUAAAUGAUUUCUUAAUGGAGCUACUCUUUAUGAUCAAUGCUUGUAAAACAGCCAGUUCAAGAAGAAUCACUGCUGUGAUACCAAAUUUCCCUUAUGCAAGACAAGAUAAAAAGGAUAGGUCAAGAGCACCAAUAACUGCGAAAUUAGUUGCUAAUUUACUACAAACUGCGGGUUGUGAUCAUUUAAUCACAAUGGAUUUGCAUGCUAGCCAAAUACAAGGAUUUUUCCGGGUCCCCGUUGAUAAUUUAUAUGCUGAACCUAGUGUAUUGAGGUAUAUUACGGAAAACUACGAGCGAGAUGAUAUAUUGAUGGUGAGCCCCGAUGCAGGCGGAGCCAAAAGAGUAGCUAGUCUAGCCGAUAAAUUGGAUGUGCAGUUUGCAUUGAUCCACAAGGAAAGACAAAAGGCGAACGAAAUUUCAAGGAUGGUUUUAGUUGGUGAUGUUCUGGAUAAGAUAUGUAUACUAGUAGAUGAUAUUGCCGACACUUGUGGCACAUUAUGCAAAGCAGCAGAUCUACUACUUGAAAACGGGGCAAAUAAAGUUGUUUGCAUGGUUACACAUGCCAUAUUUUCAGGUAACGCAAUUGAAAAAUUGAAUAAUUCAAAAUUGGACAAAAUCGUGACUACUAAUUCCUUGCCUGUGGAAGACAAACUUGAGAAAUGUAGCAAACUAGAAAUAUUGGAUAUCAGCCCGACUUUAGCUGAAGCAAUUAGAAGAUUACAUAAUGGAGAAAGUGUUAGUUAUUUAUUUAAUAAUGUGCCAGAGUAA